AUGGCUGUGAAGCCGGUUUCCAGCAGCCUGUACGGCUCCAGGGCUCUGGCAGGAGGCCUCGGAGGCUCCAUCACCCACCAGUGCUUCUACUCCCCCACCCCGGCCAACAAAUACGAGCGGAAAUAUUGGUGCAAGUUAUCAGCAAACGGGGUGUGCUACACCAUCAUCUCCUCCAGCGGCUUCACCUCCAGCCACUACCGGGGCAGGGUGGCCCUGGGGGACGUCCCCCAGAACGGCACCUUCACGGUGACAAUGACAGGGCUGAGGAGCAGCGACUCGGGCACCUACAGGUGUGGCAUUGGCAGCACCAACGAGGGGCUCUACGUCAGCCUCAACCUGACCGUCCUGGCAGAUGCUGCCGUGUCCAGGCCAACCCAGCUGGUCCGAGGGGAUCUCCACGGCUCUGUCACAGUCCUGUGCCCCUCUGGGGACACCCAGGGUGACCACAAGAGGUUCUGGUGCAAAGUGGGCAGAAGGAGCUGCACUCUCAUCGCCAGCUCUGACGGCUACGUGGGCAGGAGGUACCAAGGACGGAUCGUUAUCACCCCUCAGGACAGCUCUGGAGCUUCCAAAGUCCUGAUAAACGACUUAAAGAAGGAAGAUUCGGGGCUGUAUCUGUGUGGGACACAAGGCCCGAGGGGUCAGGACAGCCUGCAGGAGGUGGUUCUGCUGGUGGCCACAGCCUCCGCCCUUCCCAGGAGACCCAAGUUCCUCAGCGGCACCAUCGGGGGCUCGCUGUCCUUCCAGUGCCACCACGACCCCAAGGGCACCUACGAGAAGAAGUACCUGUGCAGGUGGCAGGGAGGGAGCUGCCCAGUGCUGCUGGAUGAUGAGGGGUUUGUGCUGGAGUCCUACCGAGGGCGGAUACAGAUGUCCAGCAGCCACCCCCAGCGCGGGACCUACACGGUGCUGCUGAGGCAGCUGAGGGAGGAGGAUGAAGGCUGGUACUGGUGUGGGGCCAGGAGUGGGCACACGGAGCUCACGGCCUCCCUGAAGCUGCUCAUCCACAAGGGAACCUGCUCCUCGUGGGACCCAGGAACAGCCAUGGCACCAAGUCCUGCUGCCCCCAGCACGGCCAGGCAUGGGAGCAUGGCAGACGUGAUGGGCACUGUCCCCAAGGACACCACCAUGGCCAGUGUCACCAAGAACACCAUGGCCAGUGUCACCCACAGCACCACCAUGGCCACUGUCCCCAAGGACACCAUGGCCAGUGCCCCCAAGGACACCAUGGGCAGUGUCACCCACAGCACCAGCAUGACCACUGUCCCCAAGGUCACCACCACGGCCAGUGUCACCCACGGCAGCAGCUCCCUGCUACCCUCUGCCACUCCUGGCACCUCUGCAACCUCCCCAGGUGAAGCCUUUCAGGAGAGCUCCUCGGGUGAGCCACGGCUGCUCCCAGCUGUGUUACCAGCUCUGCUUUUGCUGAUUUGCAUCACCAUCACCAUCCUCACCCUGGUCAAAAUCAAGCUUCAAAAGCAGACAGGAGAGGAAAAAAGCACCACGGGGAGCCUGGAGCCAGCUUUGGCUGGAAGGGAAGAAGGGAUGGAGGAGCCCUGGAAGGGAGGAAGGGAUGGAGGAGAGCCCAAGUCCAGGAGAAGAGCAGGAGUUCAGGAUGGGCUCUGGCAAAUGUAGUCACUCUACGGAGAAAAAUUACUUUUCCAGGUGUCUGAUGAAGACUUGAGCCAGAAUCUGCUGUGAAAGCCCCUGGGUACCUGAGCUGGGAAUUUUCUCUGUGGAAAGACAAGCCCCCAACACCUCCCAGUGUUUUCCCCAGAACCCAAAUCCCCUUUAGUGAGAGCUGAACCCCCACACUGCCCAAACUGCUCCAUGUUUUGAAGAAGAGAGAAUAAAAUAACGCACCUGAACCCAGCUAUUUGUGGGUUGUUUCCCUGAGGGAAAGGUAAAAAAAGGUGUGGGGAGGGAAUCCUUUUUGGCUUCAGGAUUGCUCAGUGAGAGGCAAAAUAUCAGAAAAUCACAGAAUGGUUUGGGUUGGAAGGGACCAGCUUACUAAAAAUAAUAAGGAUUUUACUGUUUUUGGGGUUUUUUUUUUAAAUCCUGAUCCAUGGAGUAAUUUUGCAACACAUAAACCACGUCUGAUUUCAGUUUCUCAGCCACCCACGUUCCCAAAGUGCUAUUUUUCCUUCACCUCUCCUGCAGGGAUAUCCAGAGCUUCAGAAGCAGCUGAAAUUCAAACACAGCCCAGCCCCGAGCAGCAGCGCUGCUUUCACGCUCGCAUCGUGGCUCGUGCUGCAAUCUGCACUCCCCAGAUAAAAGCAGUCCGAAGGUUGUUUGUUUUCUGGAGAUGCCAAAAUGCUUUGGAACAUAUGACUUGGCAGGGAAACGCUUCCUCAUGUGCUAAAGUAAGGAAAUACAUUUCAAAUAUAUUUACAUGAGGCUAUGGAUUGGAUUUACUGGAGGGUGAAAAGGGGGAUUUGGUUAAAAAAAAAACCUAUUUAUUAGCCUUGGGUUCAUUUUUCCUCCUUGAGAUGCACCAGGAGUUACAGGUUCCCAUAUUUCUUCCAGGUUUUCCUCUGCCCACUGCCAUCCCACCUUCUCUUCAAGGUCUUAAAACCACAUUUCCAUCCCUCUGCAGGACCCAGCAGGGAAGGGAUCCCGAGGGAUCCAUGCCUGGGAGAGCAAACACAGCUGUGUCCACUGUGGUCCAGCCAGCACAGCUCGGUGGCCACGAGGCAAAAAAGCAAUGCCAGCAUUACCUGGGGGAUGUUUGGAAUGGUGGGAAGUGUGCAAGGGAUCGGGGUUUGUUCCCAUCGAGGAGAGGUGGUGGUGGCUCAGUCUGAGAUCCCCACCAAGCACAGCGACAGCCAAAAGCUCCUUCCUCACCCCAAAAGCUCCUUCCUCACCCCAAGAGAUCCUUCCUCACCCCAAAAGCUCCUUCCUCACCCCAAGAGAUCCUUCCUCACCCUAAGAGAUCCUUCCUCACCCCAAGAGAUCCUUCCUCACCCCAAAAGCUCCUUCCUCACCCCAAGAGAUCCUUCCUCACCCCAAAAGCUUCUUCCUCACCCCAAGAGAUCCUUCCUCACCCCAAAAGCUUCUUCCUCACCCCAAGAGAUCCUUCCUCACCCCAAAAGCUCCUUCCUCACCCCAAAAGCUGCACAUUCAUGGAAAAAAUGGAGCUCAACACCCUCAGCUAAACAAAAGGCAUUUCCAAGGCUGGCUUUAGGAUGUGACAAAUCUGUUGAAGAUCCCAGUUCUGGGUCAGGAUCUUGCUGCUCCCAGGCACUGCAGGAGCUGCCAUCCUCUUCAAACACAUCAGUUCUCACAGAGUGGGCGAGGAAAGCUCCGUGUGACCCCCCCAGUUAGAAGGAAUUCCUGCUUUUGCAUCAUUAAAAGGAGGCAAAGCAAGGAAUCACAGCUGCCAUGGCUGCUCAGGUCCUGCCCAAGCAAAAAGCUGGCACAGAGCUACCCAAAAGACUCUCCAUGGAUUUGACCAUGGAAUCACCAAGCUCCUUCCCAAAAGAGGCAGAGGAGCCCUGGAGUUUUCCUGGGAGCCCCCAGGCUGGGGUGGCUGUGGUGAGGACACCCUGGAGGGACAGCAGAGCUGGGCUGGGCACUGGCUGGGCU
Cyanistes caeruleus (blue tit) is the source of this 3585-nucleotide messenger RNA. RefSeq names its product Fc alpha and mu receptor. The record is from RefSeq and is a predicted model, not a curated record. Gene Ontology annotation, cellular component: plasma membrane. Gene Ontology annotation, molecular function: transmembrane signaling receptor activity. Lineage: Eukaryota; Metazoa; Chordata; Aves; Passeriformes; Paridae.